Messenger RNA from Knipowitschia caucasica, 297 nucleotides. Lineage: Eukaryota; Metazoa; Chordata; Actinopteri; Gobiiformes; Gobiidae. The record is from the annotation of a GenBank genome assembly.
AUGCCGAGCCAGCUUGAGGGAGCCAUGGACGCCUUGAUUACAGUUUUCUACAACUAUUCUGGAAACGACGGUGACAAAUACAAACUCAACAAGGGCGAACUGAAGCAACUACUCAACAGCGAGCUCACCGACUUCCUGAUGUCUCAAAAGGACCCAAUGCUGGUGGAAAAGAUCAUGAACGACCUGGACUCGAACCAGGACAAUGAGGUGGACUUCAACGAGUUCGUGGUGCUGGUCGCCGCUCUCACUGUCGCCUGCAACGACUUCUUUCAAGAGCAACAGAAGAAACGCAAAUAA